Messenger RNA from Erigeron canadensis, 1768 nucleotides. RefSeq lists its product as uncharacterized. The record is from RefSeq and is a predicted model, not a curated record. Bases 104 to 1300 code for a protein of 398 amino acids. The transcript has 11 exons. NCBI's taxonomy places the organism in Eukaryota, Viridiplantae, Streptophyta, Magnoliopsida, Asterales, Asteraceae.
UUCCCGGGACCUUCCUAAGUUCUAACCCUCAUUGACUUUUGACUUUCAAUAAAAAUAAAAACAAUCUGCAAGUGUCCUUCAUCUCCAUCAAAAGCAGCAGGACAUGGACAUGGACGUGGACCAGGAGGAAAAGGAACCUUCAUUCUCUUACGAUUCAAGACUAAAAAAGUGCAUUGAACCGCUGUUACACUUGACUCUCACUUUAUCAAUUCAACAAUCUAUACAUACAGAUUUGUCUAACCAUUUCUGCGCUAACCUCCUUCAACAUGAUGACGAUGAUCAUCUCAGCUCUUCAACUUCAGAUCAGUUUGAAGGUGUUCCUCCAUAUCCAUUAUACAAGCACUUAGCGUCAGCUUUGUGGAAGUCGAUAUCCUCCGGUACUGUUCAUAGGAUGCAUGCCAAUCCGUCUUUGAUCAAUGAAGCUCCUUCAUUGAAAGAGAAAGAACAGGAGUGGAACAAGAUUAUUGUGGAAAAAGGAUCUGACCUAGUAAAAUUGCUGGAGAGUGUAGAUUUUCAACUUCAUGUUCAGGAGCCUUUUUUCUCCCAGCUCAAAGAUGGGAAGAAAACUAUUGAAGGAAGGUGUGCUGGUGGCAACUUCAACCGUAUUGCACCAGGAUCUUUAAUUCUCUUCAACAAAUGUUUGUUGCUUCAAGUUCAGGGUGUUCACCACUAUAGCUCGUUUUCUGACAUGCUAGCGACGGAGGAUCUUACUAAAGUUUUACCAGGUGUAGAAACUGUCAAAGAAGGGAUACAAGUAUAUAGGAAGUUUUACUCUGAAGAGAAGGAAAUGUCAAACGGAGUGCUAGCAAUUUUUCUUAUGAAACCCGCAUCACAGCUUUAUGAUCAUUUGGCUGCCAUUCUUACGGCACUGCAUUAUGAUGGAAUUCGGAGGCUUUUGGGCAUGGCACAGACCGUGGGAACAAUUCCGGAUGCACUUCCUCUGCCAAGAUCUAGACUACUUUCUGCUUUUUCAUAUCCACAUAAUCCAGAUGCUAAAAGUUCAGUUUUGACGGAUGGAGCUAGGGCUUUGGCUAAGCAUGUGAACAGGAACAACGGAAAAUUUUGGGGAUGUUUAACCGGAAAUGAGUCUCGUAAAAAUAUGCUAGCCUUAAAGGUAAUCAGUCACUUGAUAGCCCAUUGCUGCUGGCUAAACGUGCAUAAUGUUGCACCACAUGGCGCUGUAUUCGAGAUCCGGGUUCAGGAUGGUUAUGGUGCACGAUGGUCCUUAAACCCAACCAAGUUCAUAGGAUUUCUUGAACCGUAUAUGGAGGAUGGUUACAGCAGGGGAUGGAAGCAUUAAGACAUUCAUUAGAUGACGAUUAGUUGUAAUGGUGGUCGGGAAGGCAGUGGAUCAAGGGCGGCAAUGUUCUAUUUAGCCAUUAUGAAAUGCCAUUUUGAUGUCGCUUACCCGACAAAGCUUAAAGUCAAAUGCCAUUUGAGGAAUGACAGGAACACAAGUUUCCUUAAAACUAGAAAAUUGGUUGACGAGUCAAUGUCCUAUUUGAGGAUCAGUUAGCUACUGUUAGUACAUGUAUGGAUCGACGUUUCAUAAGAUUCUCCAACGGCCGUAUAUGUAAGAUACAAAAGCUAUAUACAAGUACUAUAUGUAUCUAUUCUCUAGAGUCCAACAAUGAUGGUCUUCCUUAUAGCGACUUCUAUUUUGAAUGUAGGUAUCCAACAACUUUGAACUUUUAAUCUUUGUCUGCCAAAUAGUUAAUUUGUUUUCUUUGAAUCUUGAUAUUCUGAUUUUGCAAUUGGAAAUUUCUGU